Molecule: messenger RNA, 1405 nt
Organism: Aspergillus heteromorphus CBS 117.55
Lineage: Eukaryota; Fungi; Ascomycota; Eurotiomycetes; Eurotiales; Aspergillaceae
Product: alpha/beta hydrolase
Exons: 1
Coding region: 59-1252 (397 amino acids)
Source: RefSeq, a predicted model, not a curated record
AAAAAAAAAUAUCUAAAAAAUCGCCUUUCUAUCCAAACUCCCUCCCCUACCACCCACCAUGGUCGCCGGGGAGAUCCUCACCUGCGUGGCCAAAUAUGCCUCGCUCGCCGCCGCCGUCGCCGUCGGCCUGUACGCGACCCUGCUGGGCCUCCUCACCACCGAGACCGUCCAGUCCCACGCCGUCUACCUGCACGCCGUCCAGAUGACCUGGUUCAAGGACCUCAACGUCCCCGAGGCCUUUGGCUUCCUGCGCAACCAGGUCACCCCCUUCACCAUCCCCUCCGCCGACGGCCUCCCGCUGUACGCCUGGCACAUCCUGCCCGUGGAGCUGUAUCGCCAGCACGAGUCCGCCCUCGUCGCGGAGCCCCCCGGUCUGGUCUCCGACAUCACCGCGCGCCUCGCCUUCCGGCUCCUGCGGGACGACCCGGACGCCCGCCUGGUCCUGCACCUGCACGGCGCCGGGGGGACCGUGGGGUCGGGCUACCGCGUCCCCAACUACCGCGCCCUGUCCGCCGGCCAGCCCGACAAGAUCCACGUCGUGACCUUCGACUACCGCGGGUUUGGCCGCAGCCCCGGCCAGCCAUCCGAGGCGGGCCUCGUCGACGACGCCCGGGCCGUGGUCGACUGGGCCCGGACGGUCGCCGGCAUCCCCCCGUCCCGCAUCCUCCUCUUCGGCCAGUCCAUGGGCACCGCCGUCAGCCUCGCUGUGUCGCGCCACCUGGCCCUCCAGUCCCCCCCCGUGGUCUUUGCCGGCACCGUGCUGGUCGCCCCCUUCGUGGAUGUCGCCACCUUGGUCUCGACCUAUCGUGUCGCCGGGGUCGUUCCCAUUCUCUCCCCCCUGGCGCGCUUUCCGUGGCUGUUUGCCUCGCUGCAGCGCUUUAUCCGCGACAAAUGGCCGAGCAAGGACCGUGUGGCCGAGUACGUGCGCACCAACGAGGUCAACGGGGAGCGCUACCAUCUCACCAUCAUCCAUGCGGAGGACGACUACGACAUUCCCUGGCAUCACGCCCAGGCCCUCUUCUGGCACGCCGUCCGCGGGGCCGUCCCCGGGGGCAUCAGCUACGAUGAUCUCGAGCUCCAGAAGCUGGACCUCCGGCGGGACCACGGGGCGGCGGGCACCGUCGUGGAAUGGACGACCGAGCAUGGCGUGAUCCGGGAGCAAAUCCUGAAGACGGGCUUGCACGAUGUCAUCAUGGGAUAUCCCGUCAUCACCAUGGCGGUGAUGCGCGCGUUUGAGGCAGCCAGUCAGUGACUCCCCGAUGGAGGCGAAUAGACAUAGACCGAAGGAUCAUGAGAUAGAGGUUCCUGUUAUCCAGCAUACUUCCCAUGCCUCACAGCCGGUCUGUGGCUUGCAGUGUACAUGCUAUUUCUCUCAAAUAUAAUUUGGCAGUGUUAUCCUAACUGA